AUGGCGGAUCGUGAAGCGGGUAAGUGGCCUUUAUGUUUCGAUAUUUGGACCAAUGAUUGCAUCUUGAAUGUACUUAAUAGAGCAUUAAGUCAUAUCCAAAUGUAUCAAAUAUGUGGCAAAGUAUUCGCAACAACAAAAAAACUGUUUGACCUAUUCUCUCGGUCUGUCUGAUCGCACUCCCUCCGUGGGUUUCAAUGUAUCAACGUCAUAGGUUCUAUCAAGAUGAUUAUGAUAGGCUAGUGGCUACAAUAACGCUGUGAUACUUGACAUUUUAGAGUUCUAUUUCCCCACAUACGCGGAUUAAUUAUUAUGUCAAGAUUUGUCUACAAAUUGCAGAUUCAAACCUCUCGUGCUCCUACAUGAUUUACAGUAGGCUACUUUUUUUUAGACUGCCUAUUACGAAAACGAAAUAGAAUUGGCAAUUGCAUAUGGUAAAAUUAACCAAAAUGUCUGAUAAGGAUUUUUUUAAAUACUUGUGCUGCUGCUAAUUAUUCUCCCCUUGUACAUCAAGCUCUAUUUUGUUUGUCUCCCAAGACCCAGAGAAGGAAGAGGACACAUACGAGGUGGUCUACCUAACAGAAUAUGCCAGACGUCAACAAUGGUGGGGCCGCCUAUUUGGUGGGAACAAUUCGGGUCCUAUGUCUGGGAAGUAUUCGGUGGCCACACAAAUAGUACUGGGGGGCUUGAGUGGCUGGUAAGUCAUGCAGGCCAGGCCAGGCCAGGGUUGAUUGAUUAUGCUAUGCAUCCUCAGUACUUCUUUAGUAUCAUGUGAUAUCUCUCUCAUAUGUUGCUCAAUGCUACGGUGCUUUAUGCAUGGUAUGGUCAAAAUACAAAGGCUCCUGCUGUAGAUUAUGCUUUUUUCCAUGAAUAUUGAAGAGCACUUUAUGGGGGAUAGGGUGUCAUUUCAGUUUUGCAUUGUCUCUCACUGGCAGGUGUGCAGGAUAUCUUUUCCAAAAGGUGGGGAAGAUUGCAGCCACCGCUGUGGGUGGAGGAUUCCUGUUAUUACAGGUAGGAACUCAACACAAGUUCUUGAUUUACAGUAUAAAAGUCUAAAUGAGUUCUGUCAGCUGGCAACCCACUUCAAAGAGGAGCUUGGACUUGGAUUUAUCAAUGAAUAACACAUCUGAAUGUUUUAUAAACACAUUUCAUAAACAUUUUUCAUAGGACUGUCUGAAUGUCAUUAUUAGCCACAAUCCUUAUUGUCAUCGAUUACAGUACAUUAUGUUUUUGCUCUGGGUCUUGGUCGUCCCGAAAAUAUAAACGUUCUAUUCCUUUUCUAAUCUCCAGAUAGCCAACCACAGUGGCUAUGUGCAGGUGGACUGGAAGAGAGUGGAGAAGGAUGUCAACAAAGCCAAGAGACACCUGAAGAAGAAAGCCGACAGGGCUGUACCAGAGUUUAACUCUUUUAUUGACCAGGUAGCCCACUGCAGCUGGUCAACAUAACAUGUCUAAUAUUUAAUCAUACAAUAUUUUAUUCAUCCUACAAGGGACAAAGCAAUGUGAAUUUAAACUACACCUACUAACAUAAUAUUGACUCUGCUUACUUGUACAGACUACUAAUUCAAUUGAUGAAUUUUGCAUAUUUAUUUGUCUUUCUCUCUCGCAGUCCACAGAGUUUGUGAAGACAAACAUAAUCAUCACCAGUGGAUUCUUCGGAGGCUUCUUGCUUGGACUGGCAUCCUAA
This is a messenger RNA of Coregonus sp. 'balchen', 1684 nucleotides long. The record is from the annotation of a GenBank genome assembly. NCBI's taxonomy places the organism in Eukaryota, Metazoa, Chordata, Actinopteri, Salmoniformes, Salmonidae.